Messenger RNA from Brassica rapa (field mustard), 2027 nucleotides. Its product is annotated as UDP-glycosyltransferase 84A1. NCBI's taxonomy places the organism in Eukaryota, Viridiplantae, Streptophyta, Magnoliopsida, Brassicales, Brassicaceae. The record is from RefSeq and is a predicted model, not a curated record. Gene Ontology annotation, molecular function: quercetin 7-O-glucosyltransferase activity; quercetin 3-O-glucosyltransferase activity.
AAAAAAAAAAAACCUUGAUAUCUCUGUGACCAUGUUGAUAAUUUUCUAAUUAAAUUAAAGUUAUACGUUCAUAUCUUUUAAAUUAAAUUAAGAUUGAGAAAAACGAGAGUGGUAAGUAAGGUGUGAGGUGCUGACAAAGAAAAAAACAAAAGAAGAUGUGCGUUAGAGAAAGUGAGUGAGUAGGUCUAUAAACGUUUAUGCGCUUCUAUAAAUAAAGAAUGGUGCUAAGUAGGUCUAUUUUGUAAUACAAGUCUUCAUAAAAAUAAUUGUUACCAAAUUUGAACAAAGAUGGAGUUGGAAUCUUCUUCACAUUCGAGUCCAGUUCAUGUAAUGCUCGUGUCUUUUCACGGACAAGGCAGCGUCGGUCCUCUUCUUCGUUUCGGCAAGCUAAUUGCUUCAAAGGGAACAGUCGUUACGUUCGUCACUACGGAGUACUGGGGGAAGAAAAUGAGACAAGCCAACCAGAUCGUCGAAGGUGAGCUUAAACCGGCUGGUUCCGGCUCAAUCCGGUUUGAGUUUUUCGACGAUGGAUGUGCAGAAGAUGAUGUCCGGAGAGGUACCACCUUGUACAUGCCACGGCUAGAACAAACCGGGAAACGAGAAGUAUCGAAACUCGUGAGGAGAUACGAGGAAAAGAAAGAACCCGUCUCUUGUCUGAUCAAUAACCCGUUUAUCCCGUGGGUCGGGGACGUGGCGGAAGAGUUAAACAUUCCGUGCGCAGUGCUCUGGAUACAAUCUUGUGCUUGUUUCUCUGCUUAUUAUCAUUACCAAAAUGGCUCUGUUCCUUUCCCAACCGAAUCAGCUCCUGAGCUCGAUGUAAAGCUCCCAUGCGCUCCUGUCUUAAAGCACGACGAGAUCCAUACCUUUCUCCAUCCUUCUUCUCCAUUCACCGGAAUGCGAGACGCGAUUCUUGGGCAGUUUAAGAAUCUUAGUAAGUCCUUUUGUGUUCUAAUCAAUUCCUUCGACGCUUUGGAACAAGAAGUGAUCGAUCACAUGUCGAAACUCUUUCCAAUAAAAACCAUUGGACCGGUUUUUAAACUCGCUAAGACGGUGAUCUCCGAUGUAAGCGGCGACUUCUGCAAACCCUCGGAUCAAUGCCUCGACUGGUUAGACUCGAGGCCAGAAUCGUCAGUUGUCUACAUCUCUUUCGGGACGGUUGCGUAUUUGAAGCAAGAACAGAUGGAAGAGAUGGCUCAUGGAGUUUUGAAAUCGGGUUUAUCGUUCUUGUGGGUGAUACGACCUCCAUUACCAGAUCUGAAGCUGGAGACUCAUGUCCUGCCUCAGGAGCUGAAAGAAGCGAGUGGUAAGGGAUUAGGGAAGAUUGUGGAGUGGUGUCCACAAGAGCAAGUGCUGGCUCAUUCUUCAGUGGCGUGUUUUGUCACUCACUGCGGAUGGAACUCGACAACCGAGGCUUUGACUUCGGGGGUUCCGGUGGUUUGUUUUCCGCAGUGGGGAGAUCAAGUUACCAACGCGGUUUAUCUUAUUGAUGUCUUCAAGACGGGAGUGAGGCUUGGCCGUGGAGCGGCGGACGAGAGGAUUGUGCCGAGGGAGGACAUAGCGGAGAAGCUUUUAGAAGCGACGGUUGGGGAGAAAGCGAAGGAGCUGAGGAAGAAUGCUUUGAAAUGGAAGGCGGAGGCGGAAGCAGCUGUGGCUCCGGGGGGUUCGUCCGAAAAGAAUCUCCGGGAGUUUGUGGAGAAGUUAGGCGUGAUCAGUGGCUGAAUGAGAUAAAUAUUUCUUAGGUAAGAAUAAAUUCUAAAUAAAUAUUAAAAUAAUGUCCUAUAAAAGGCUAUAAAGUAUUUAUGUUACUGUUUAUUGAAAACAUGUACUCUCUACCCUGAUGUUUCAGGAAGUAUUUGUGUUACUGUUUAUUGAAAACAUAUACUCCCUAGUGUUUCAGACUCAGUUUGGAGAGAAGGUAACCUUGUAAGAUAAUAUAAAGAGUCUGAGCUAGACAAAGAGAAUAUGUGUAAAACGUAAUGUUAUUUUAUUUGACGUAUAGCCCAAGGUAAUGUACUAACUUACUAAUA